AGGAUGCCUAGCCCGAUGCGCCUGCGCAGUGCCUCAGUGUAGGCCCGAGGCUUCCCCGCAGUUGCUGCCGGACUUGGUGAAUUUUCGCAGUAAUUUCUGUUUCUUCAGUGACAUGGUGCAGAAUGAAAGAUGAAGAAAGGGGAACAGUGGAGACUCUCUCGCUAGAUUGCAGACUGACACCUACGUCAUGGAAUUACCAGAUGACAGGAAUUCUGCAGAUCUGUCAGAACAUCUCUUUCAGAAGAUUGUUUCACUUCCCUCGAGUGUAUGCAGCAGAAGAUCUUGGAGGGCAGGAUGGGAAGCUUCCUGAGUGUAUUGGCAGUCCCCAGGUCCCUGAAACAGGGUGGGACAGAAUCCGGGAGCUAUUUGUUCGCAAUGAGUUGAAAACUUAUCCAGAGGAAAUAACCAACGUCUGGAAGAGUGUCAUUAUAGCUGCGUGUGUUGGAAUGUUGUACGGUGGUAUUCCUGCUGCAAGGCAUGCUAAAAUCCGUUACAUCGAGCACAGUCAAGCUGAGUUAUACAAAAAUCGCUUGGAGGCUGUGAGGUCAGCACAAGAUGCCGCAGUCCGGGGCUUUGUUCGUUACGGGUGGCGAUGGAGCUGGAGAGUCGCUGUGUUUGUAGCAAUAUUCAACACAGUUAGCACAGGUCUGUCUGUGUAUCAUGAUCAGAAUCUUCUGAGGCACUACUCUACAGCUGGAGCAAUCACAGGAGGACUAUUCCGGAUGAAUCUUGGAUUGGGUGGAUUCUUAGCAGGCACAGCCAUUGGUGCCAUAAUGGGAGUUCCUGCAGGGUCAUUGAUCCUGGCAAUGCAGAAAGUUGGUGGAGAGACUGUCAGGGAACGUAAACGUAGAGAGCGACGAGAGAUUUACGAACUUAAGUUGGAAGAAUGGAGAGCCAGAUUACAUCUAACAGAAGGUUUAAUUGAUGAAAUUGCUGGAAAAGAUUCAGCAGAAAAUGAUUUGGAGAAAUUAGAAGAGCUAUUAAAUAAGCCCAGAAAUCCAGAGUCUUCGGUUAAAGAGAAAAUCUGACUGGAUUGGGGAAUUGAGAAGACGUUUGUGUGAAUGACACCAACUGCAGUAGAUGUCUUAAAAAAAAAAUUGUCUGAGUCAGUUAACGAAAAAUGCGUUCUUGAUUUAACUAAAGAACAGUACAGUCAAAGUAAAUUCCUAAGCUGAAUUGAUCAGCACUAGGACACCUGGAAUUUGUCUUGUAUAAUUAUUAUAUUAUGGUAAUCUUAUAAUUGUGAACAUAUGUGACUACGAGCAUAUUGAAGAUGUCCAUUGGGAUUUGUUCGUAAUGUUCCCUCCGAAUGCAACAUUUUGAAGAGUUAGAAAAGCACUGUCUUUGAAAAUGGUAAAUCAGUUGACCAUUGUUACACCCUCAUUACUAUAAUUGUUCUAACAUGUCUAAUGUGCUCUUGCUGCAUUGGAGAGUUGAGUAAAUUUACUCCAAACCUUGUUCAGUAAUCAUUCAUAAUGAUUUAUAGGAAAUCAACUUGUCUGUGUGUGGCUGGGAGUUCUCUAUCCAAAGAAAUGAACUAACCAUUUCUCAUGGCCACAUGAAUGACCAGGAUUCGAAUUGCAUCUCCUGGUUCUCCCUGGACACGUUCACUGAAUGCCCAGUGCCACCCAGCACUUGUCUUGUAUAACAAUGAUUGGAGUUUAGUUUGCAGUUUUGUGGUAUUUUUAAUAGCAGGUUAAAAAUUUGACAUUAAUUCCUGUUAAUGAUUAUGAUUGAAUAUAGCAAAAAAGAAGUUUGUAUCACAUAUUAAAACAAUCACUGAAAAAGUGGGCAGUAUGAAUGAAACCCAUGUGAUUUGAGAACUUGAAUUUAAAACUUGUGUUGAAAACACAUUCUGAUCUUAUAAUAAAAUGUUAUCAUUGUGCUGGUAAAGAGUGUAACUGAACUAAUAUGAUAAAAUCUAAAUUAUAACCAGUCAAUGAAAGGUAAAUUCUGUUCACUGCGGAAUGUGAUUUGUGGUCACAAUAAAGUCUUUCAAAUUUGUGCUAUAUUACAGCAGAGUUCUGCAAAGUA
Messenger RNA from Chiloscyllium plagiosum (whitespotted bambooshark), 2034 nucleotides. It is a transcript of the gene timmdc1, whose product is annotated as translocase of inner mitochondrial membrane domain containing 1. The record is from RefSeq and is a predicted model, not a curated record. Gene Ontology annotation, cellular component: mitochondrion. Gene Ontology annotation, biological process: mitochondrial respiratory chain complex I assembly. NCBI's taxonomy places the organism in Eukaryota, Metazoa, Chordata, Chondrichthyes, Orectolobiformes, Hemiscylliidae.